Danio aesculapii is the source of this 666-nucleotide messenger RNA. Its product is annotated as natural killer cell receptor 2B4-like. Lineage: Eukaryota; Metazoa; Chordata; Actinopteri; Cypriniformes; Danionidae. The transcript has 3 exons. The record is from RefSeq and is a predicted model, not a curated record. Bases 1 to 666 code for a protein of 221 amino acids.
AUGGAGGGAGAUUCUGUCACUCUGCAUAUUAAUCAUACUGUUACUGAUAGAAGAAGAUAUUAUCGGAGUAUUUUAUGGUGGUAUGGACCUGAAGAUACUCCUAUAGUUAGACUAUUUUGGGAUGAUAAGGGGACAAAUAUUACCUAUUCUGACGAUAAAAUAUUUGAAGACAGACUAGAGAUGGACAAUCAGACUGGAUCUCUGACCAUCAGCAACAUCAAAACCAAACACUCUGGACUUUACCGACUUCGGUUUAGAUACUUAAGAGAAUUAUUCAAUGUUACUGUCUAUGCUCGUCUGCCCAAUCCCACUAUCUCCAGAGACUCUUUAAACUCUUCAUCGUCUAGUUGUUCAGUGUUGUGUUCAGUGUUGAAUGUGAGUGCUGUGAGUCUCUCCUGGUAUAAAGGAAACAGUUUAUUGUCCAGCAUUAGUGUGUCUAAUCUCAGCGUCAGUCUCUCUCUACAUCUGGAGGUUGAACAUCAGGAUAAAAACACCUAUAGUUGUGUGCUGAACAAUUCCUUCACUAACCGAACUGAACAUCUGAACAUCACUCAGAUAUGUCAAGACUCGAUUCACUGUUGUGGUUUCACUGAUGUUGUAAUCCGAUUGGUCAUCUCUGCUGUGGUGGGCGUGGCUACUGUUGCCAUAGUGGUUUAUGACAGCUAA